Messenger RNA from Eruca vesicaria subsp. sativa (arugula), 252 nucleotides. NCBI's taxonomy places the organism in Eukaryota, Viridiplantae, Streptophyta, Magnoliopsida, Brassicales, Brassicaceae. The record is from the annotation of a GenBank genome assembly.
AUGACUGAGAAACAACUUGCUGAGGUAUUUAAGAAAUUUGGUAUGGAGAAGUAUGAUCCUAUCAUCGAGCCGUUUGAUCCAAACAGAAAUAACGCAGUUUUUCAAGUACCUGAUGCUUUUAAGCCAGAAGGCACAAUUGCUCAUGUCCUCAAGUCUGGAUACACGUUGUUUGAUCGAGUUAUAAGACCAGCUGAGGUUGGUGUUACUCAAGGAGGAGAGAGCGAAGAAGACAAGAAAGAGUCUGAUGCUUAA